AUGUACUGUGGCGCGGUGGCAAGGUCACCAGGCCGAUGGCAGUUCAGGGAGGAAAAGGCCUGUGUGAGGGUCCUGGGUGUGUACCUCGGCUGUGACGGAGUGGCUGCCAGGGAUCAGACUUGGCAUGAGGUGCUUGAAAAAAUUAAAAAAACCUUGGGAAUGUGGAAGAUGAGGAAGCUUACACUCAAAGAUAAAUACAAACCGGCUCCCACGUCAUUAGAGGUUAUCGACUCACUGGGUGUUAUGAUCUACAAAGCUCUGGACUAUGGUCUCAAAGAAAACGAGGAGCGUGAACUCAGCCCGCCGCUCGAGCACCUGAUUGACAUGAUGACCAACCACAAUAAAAGUGAGAGCGACCCCUGUCCCGACGAGGGCUACGAGGCUACUGAAGAAGAGGACGAGUGUGAGGAGGAGGAAGAAGAGGAGCUUGUAUCUGCCACCACCAACUGCACGGUCGCCAGAAUACGCAACUAUCGAGAUCUUAUCCUGGUAGGUUGUUUUGUGAAAUAUCUGUAAGGAUCUGUAUUUUUUGUCUUUCCCCACAUUCUCACAUCAGGUCUGUCAACAAAGCGGUUUGUCCAUAUGUCAUUAUCGCUCCAGCUCUAAACUAAUUCCCCAGAUGAAGGCCGUCAGGCCGCUCAUUCCCCAAGAAUCUUCAGAAAAAGGGACUAG
Messenger RNA from Solea senegalensis (Senegalese sole), 672 nucleotides. Its product is annotated as protein spire homolog 1-like. The record is from RefSeq and is a predicted model, not a curated record. Gene Ontology annotation, molecular function: actin binding. Gene Ontology annotation, cellular component: cytoplasmic vesicle membrane; cell cortex. The coding region runs from base 1 to 516 and encodes 171 amino acids. The transcript is spliced from 3 exons. Gene Ontology annotation, biological process: cleavage furrow formation; establishment of meiotic spindle localization; actin nucleation. NCBI's taxonomy places the organism in Eukaryota, Metazoa, Chordata, Actinopteri, Pleuronectiformes, Soleidae.